CAGUGAACACUUCCACACCACAAAAACUCACGUGGGCUUCCCCCAGGGGCGUGGAAGGAGCAAGGGCGGGUGGAUCUGCUUCCUGCUCGGGGCGGAGCGGAGCGGGAGCCCAUGGCUGGCACCGGGGAGCUGCAGCGGUGGCUCAACGAGGCCACUGACCCAAGUAUCCCUGAGGAAAACUGGGAAUGCAUCCAGCGCUUCUGUGACCAGGUGAACGCCGACACAGAGGGCCCAUUGCUUGCGCUGAGGCUGCUGGCACAUAAAAUCCAGUCCCCUCAGGAGAGGGAAGCUCUCCAUGCGCUCACGGUGCUGGAGACCUGUGUGAACAACUGUGGAGACAGAUUUCACAGCGAAAUAGCAAAAUUCAGGUUUCUGAAUGAGCUGGUUAAAGUGCUUUCCCCAAAGUACUAUGGAACUUGGUCUUCAGACAAAGUCAAGUUGAGAGUCACAGAAGUGAUAUUCAGCUGGACAGUCUGGUUUCCCCAGGAAGUCAAAAUCCGGGAUGCUUAUCAGAUGCUGAAGAAACAAGGGAUUGUUAAAGAAGAUCCCAAAUUACCAGAAGACAAAAUUUUACCCCCGCCUUCUCCAAGACCCCAGAAUUCUAUUUUUGACACAGAUGAAGAGAAAUCCAAGCUCCUGGCCAGGCUUCUGAAGAGCAGCCACCCCGAGGACCUGCAGGCAGCCAACCACCUGAUCCAGAGUGUGGUUAGAGAGGAGCAAGAAAAGUCAGCUCAGGUGUCCCGACGAUUGAACGCCAUCAGCGAGGUUUCUGAGAUUGUCAAACAUAUGGAUGAGUUACUGGAGAGCUACAGGAGACAGGAAUUAUCCCCAGCUGACCAGGACACCCUACAGGCUCUGUUCCAGCGCUGUGAGAAGCUCAGGCCGCUGCUCUUCCGCCUGGCCAGCGAGGCGGUGGCUGACGAUGAGGUUCUAGCUGAGCUCCUGCAGGCCAGUGACAAGCUGACGCGGGUGCUCGGGCAGUACAGGCAGGUUGUGUCCCACCAGGAGAACGGCGAUGGAGGUUCAUCCUCCGGCUCUGCCUGCGUGCCAGUGUGCCGGCCAGCCCCACGGCGCAUGAGGAGCUACACCCUGAUGGACUUCUCUGAGCUGGAGGCCACAGCCCAGACUCCCACAGACCCCCCUGCAGACACAGCCUCGGCCUCCCGCCAUGGCAGCACAACCUCCCUGUGCCUGCUCGAGGAGGAGUUCCAGUCCUUAGGUCUCAGCAAUUCCCCUGUUGUACAGAAACCACCAUCCAGUUUUGGCUUAGUAGAGCCUACUGUAUGCAAUGAAUAUAGUGAAGCUGUAAGCGCUGUUCAAACCCUGGGACCACAGGAGAGCUGGGAAGACAGCUGUGCAGGGAAGAGUGAAUUCCAGGGCCUGAAUGAAGAGCUCUCUCCACCAUCCAGGACCAAAACAUUCUCUUUGGAUUUAUCACCAAUGAAAUUGCCCUUUCCAGAUCUCCCAAAUAGCUCAGUGGCAGAUCCUCCACUCCCCAGUCCAGGCUACGAGCUGAAGCCUGCUGCCUCUUUGCAUCCAGCUCCCUAUGAUGCUUCUCUAGAAAACCUUUUUGUCCCUUUAAUUUCAAUUACACUGAGCAGUCUCUCUCCACUCACUGUGUAUGACAGGAAUGGUUUCAAGGCCAUGCUCCACUUUUCCAGAGAUCCAGCUCCUGGCCGGCCGGAUGUGCUGGUGAUGGUUCUGUCCAUGCUGAGCACCUCGGCUCACCCCAUUAAGGACAUAGCAUUCCAGGCUGCAGUCCCAAAGACCAUGAAAAUAAAGUUACAGCCAGCCUCUGGUUCUGAGCUGCCAGCCUUCAGUCCCCUCCUUCCUCCCAUGGUGGUGUCUCAGGUGCUGCUGCUCACCAACCCACACAAGGAUCCCAUUCAACUGAGGUACAAACUGGUGUUCACACAGGGUGUGCAACCCUUCAGUGAGGUGGGAGAGCUGACUGGCUUUCCAGAAGCAGAGCUCUGGGGCAGGAGUUGA
Empidonax traillii (willow flycatcher) is the source of this 1989-nucleotide messenger RNA. RefSeq names its product golgi associated, gamma adaptin ear containing, ARF binding protein 2 (gene GGA2). Gene Ontology annotation, biological process: vesicle-mediated transport; intracellular protein transport. The record is from RefSeq and is a predicted model, not a curated record. Lineage: Eukaryota; Metazoa; Chordata; Aves; Passeriformes; Tyrannidae. Gene Ontology annotation, molecular function: ubiquitin binding; phosphatidylinositol binding; small GTPase binding. The coding region runs from base 112 to 1989 and encodes 625 amino acids. The transcript is spliced from 17 exons. Gene Ontology annotation, cellular component: trans-Golgi network.